Molecule: messenger RNA, 1209 nt
Organism: Drosophila ficusphila
Lineage: Eukaryota; Metazoa; Arthropoda; Insecta; Diptera; Drosophilidae
Exons: 1
Coding region: 139-1122 (327 amino acids)
Source: RefSeq, a predicted model, not a curated record
UUAGACAACAAUUAUUUUCCACACACAUUUUUCGUUAUCGCUUUGAACCAGUUCAAAUAGCAAAUUAAAACUGCUCAAGCUUAGUAAAAUUUAAAUUUAAGAUUCUGACUCGUGAAGUACCAAUAUCUCUUUGAGAUAAUGAACUCAUCUGGCAGGACCGGUGGAGGAGGAGGAGGAGGAGGUAACCGAACCUCCGGGAUCACGGUGCGUUCCAAGUUAGCGGCGCCUCUAUCGACGCAAACGGCGGGAACACGCAAGACUGUUCACGGCGGAGCGGGCGAUGGAGGAACCGAUGCGGCUUGGAAGCAGCCAGGUCGUCGCCUGGCCAAGUACAAUCCUCCAGCUCGCCUGGUGCAACCCACCAUAGCCUCGUCCUUGAGGGCCAGCACCAAUAAGCAGACGGCCAAACAGCAGUUCCAACUGGCGAAUCUGGAGAAGGUCAAGCCGCAAGUUCCUGCACCGAAGAACCGCGAACCGGAGGUCAAGAGGCCAGCGAAGCAGCGGGUGAUGAGCCAAGAGGCCAAGCAGGCGGCACGAGCACGACUUUGGCCAAGUCGUCCGGCUGGCGGAGGCUUCAGCUCGAAUCUCCGCAAAGGCAAGCUUCCAGUGGUCGAAGAAGUCGCUCCCUUGGAGGAUCUUAGUGUCCCGGUGGAGGAGGCGGAGUCCAAGCCCCAUGAGCUGCUGGAGGCGGGCAUCCAGACCAACGAGUCGGAGAUCCGUGACCACACCCUUAUCCUCGGCGAUACCAAGACUAUGCGUCCCUCGUCUCACCUGGUGGAGCAAAUCGAUCGGGAGCGACGUGAGCUCAGGGCAAAGGUGGAGCGGCAGUCGACACGCCGAUUUGCUGCCUACGAGCAACAGGAGGAGCUGCACCUGGACGAGCUGAAGGAGUUCUCCUUCCGGAAUGCCGUGACCAAGCGGAUCCCCAAGAAGCCGCCAUCGAUCCAGUAUGCCGUCUACGACAACCAGUAUCAGAACGUCUUCAAGUCCAUGGACGACUUCUUCAGCCGCGUGCAAUCCUCGGUUCCCAAGGCCGAGUCUGUGACCACCAUUCAGGAUCGCAUCAAGCGGAAGGAGCAGGAGCUGAUGAGUCUCUUUGACAACGUUGACCUGAACGAUUAAAUAAGAAACUGACCAAAUCGCGUAGGAAUUAACAUAUGUCUCAAAUUAUCAGUGUCGUUUUGUACUAGUAAAGGCGUUUUAAAAUUA